Paramacrobiotus metropolitanus is the source of this 2936-nucleotide messenger RNA. Its product is annotated as tetratricopeptide repeat protein 39B-like. Bases 573 to 2585 code for a protein of 670 amino acids. Gene Ontology annotation, molecular function: protein binding. Lineage: Eukaryota; Metazoa; Tardigrada; Eutardigrada; Parachela; Macrobiotidae. The transcript is spliced from 13 exons. The record is from RefSeq and is a predicted model, not a curated record.
UGUUUUGUUUAUGGCCUACAAAACAAAGACAUUACAGUCAUUACUGAUUACUUUAUCGAAGAUCUGCACCGCAUGUACGUUCCCUAUUCGAUACUCUGCAGCUGCAGUGUAGCAUCUAAAUAAUUUAAAUAUGUGUGUCUUAUUCUUGUAAAAUUUGCUCUGUGAACGAGAAGAGUUGACGUCAUACUGUACGUGGCCUUGGCCGGACUGGAAGACACCGAUACGUUGGUUAGUUUUCUACGCUCGGGAUCGGCGCGCUCUAGUGGAAAUCGAUAGGGAGAAUAGACGCACACUACACACGCACCCACUCCUGCCAGCUCGCGCUCCGAAUUGAAAGAGUGUUGAUUCUGCAUGAAUACGAGGCAGCGCAGUGUGAUGCGAAAACAUUCCAACAAUAGUUGGUUUUUGAUGGGAACAUGCCGUGAGAACCGCGCGCAUCGAGACGCCGUCGAAAUAAUGCCGUCAGCGCGCUAAUCACUUUAAUUGGCGCAACCUCGUGUGACCCCGCUCACGCUGAUAGAGCCCGUUGUGUGAUAAUAUUGUGGAGUAUCAAUUAUUUUUCUUAUCUUAUCAUGGCGCGUCCUGCAGCAGCCCGUGGAUUGAAACUGGUGAUCAGCAAUCCGCAGGAAUGGAACGAUCAGAACAGCUGUCGACGAACGGUGCCAACGUUGAGCCUGCCAGCAGCAGCCAACUGCGACCAAAACAACGGCCGAUCUGCUUCGCCCAAUUUAUUUGAUAAAUCUCCGCUGCAAGGUAUCGGGAUGUCGUACGAAUUCGAGGAGGGACUGUGUCCGGAGGAUACACAGUCAACGGUCAGCACCAAUUCUUGCAGUCCCAGUCUGACGCAGACAUCCGCCGAAAGAGCUCUGGCCGAAUAUGCGCUUGUGGAGGAAAUCCAUAUGGCUCAGCGUGCUCUGGAUUUAUUUUUGAAUAACCGGAUUACGGAGGCCCGCCGCCUACUGGAGCCUAACAUCGACACCAGCAUGUACGCCGCGACGGCUCACAGUGUGCUGUUAUAUUUGCAAGCGAUCAUGACCGUCAGCGCGGAGGACGCCAAAGCCGCCUCAAAAGCUCUCCGCGAUACGCAGGCCCUCUGCGCUAAACGAUGUCGGGGUCGUUUCAGCCGGUCGAAGCGGACGGAAGAACAGGUGCAUGCCGAGUUGUGCCAUGCCGAAUGCGGUUUGAUGCUUUCGGCGCUGGUGUUAUCUGAGGAUCCUGGCCUGACAGCGCUCGUUAAGUCGGGGAUACGCUUCAAGAGCUCCCAUUCCACUUAUCAGACAUGUGCAAAUAUCCUGCGGGAACGAGCCUGGCACAACCAGGAAUUACGGCGGCACUUUGAGAGUGGUGUCCGACUGGGCACUGGCUCCUUCAACCUGAUCUUCAGCUGUGUCCCUUCUAAACAUGCCAAAUAUCUCAGCAUGGUGGGCUUCAGCGGUCAAGCGAAGGUGGGUAACGCCGAGUUGAAGAGCGGCGCCGACCCCGGAGCGCUACGCGGUGCUAUGUGCGCCCUGACACUGAUUGGAUGGGAAACCUACGGAAAGAUUAUGCUCGGCAGCGGCAUCUGUGACGUGGAUUUUGCCGGGGAAGUGCUGAGUCCGCUGAUGCGGCAGUACCCUAGCGGCGCGGUGACGCUAUUCCUCGCCGGUCGGGUGGCGCAGCUGCGCGGCCAGUUUACCGAGGCCCUCGACUACUUCAAUCGGUCGAUGCGGGCGCAGAGCGAAUGGAAGCAGUAUCAGCAUCUCUGCAUGUGGGAAAGCAUGUGGUGCCAUUGUUUCACAUUAAACUAUCUACCAGCAGCAGAAUUGGCGCAUGCUUUGUACAAAGAGAACCAGUGGAGUAAAACAACCUACGCGUAUCUGACGGCCUGUUUCCUCCUGAUGCUUAAUCAGCAGGAAGCAAAACUCAACGGCGAGACAGUUACGAUUAACGAGAUGCUGAAAGAAGUCAUUGCUCGAAAGCAAAAGAUCGCGGGACACACGAUCCCUCCGGAAAAACUGGCCGAAAAGCGUUACAAACGCUACAUCGAACAGGAAAAGGAUCUUGUAUUUCCCGCCUUUGAGAUGUCGUACGUGUGGGGCGGCAUGUCUGCUCUGCACCAACGUCCGGACAUUGUCCAGGAUAUUCUGGCCAUUGUCGAUGGGAAGAUUGCGGAGAUUGGACCGGGUGGCGCGGGAGCGAAGAAAGGAAAGGGGAGCAGUCGCAUUCAUUCAGACAGCAUUUUUACCCUCAAGUUCUUCCGCGGCGUGUGUUUGGCUUAUCUCAACCGGGUGGAGGAAGCCACGGGGGUCCUCGAUGAGAUUGUUAACGCGGAGCAGCACAUCAGCGAAGACAAAUUCCUGUGUCCGUAUGCGUCGGUAGAACUGGCGCAGAUGUUCCUGCGCAUGGAUGAUCUCGAUAAGGCUCUCCGCUAUGCCAAUCGUGCGAUGGAAUUCAAAAAUUAUUUCCUCCAAGCGAAAGUGGAGCUCCGUAUCGGAGCCACCAUCGAAAUGAUAGAAGAGCGCGAAGAAAGCCUGCUGAAAUCCCCACUAGAGGAGAAAAGCAGCAGUAAUGAGUUUUACACACCGCCUUCCAGUCCGGAGCCUUGAGAACAUUAAGUCUGGCAACAGUGUUGAUGGUAAUGAUGAAGUUAAUUUCUGCGUGGUGUUUCACUUCCCUGUGAUAAAUGCAACAUUGUACAUAUUCAAAACUGAGAAUUUUCGUGGUAUUUUUGGGAAACUUAUACGAGGUGAUGUUAUUUGUGUUGCUGAUUUGUGUCUGCGGUGAACUGUUGUGCGAUGGUUGUUUUUUUUUGAAUUUCCUCAGUCUUCUCCAAAGGUCAAAGAGGUUUUUACCGUGAAAAUGUACGAGUAUAAUAGUAGAUUUUUAGUGGUUUUAGUAGUCAGGUGUUCAGGGAAUUUAUGGCGUAUUAAAACUGUAUGUAUUAAAUGCUUAUCACA